GGCCCGCAAGUGUACAGUUUGGAUGGACAGGUGGCAGAUGCAGCCAUGAGGAUUCUUCAAAUUGUGAUACUGACCUUGAUCGUAGCCUAUCCCGAUCAAGUUCUGUCCUCCAACAAGCGCUCUAAGGACAAAAAAUCGGAUGCCAAGGGUGCUUGUGGGAAGCCCUAUAUGAGGCAGCUGAAUGGAAGAUGCUACUACUUCUCGGUAAAAAAGAUGAACUGGUUUGGGGCCCAGAACAAUUGUCUGCGUAAAGGUCUCAAUCUGGCGAAUCUGGGCAGUCCGGAGGACUACAAAGCGGUUAUCCGCUACCUUAAUACGCGGGGAAACAUGGAGGACUAUUGGUUUGGAGGUAACGACCUACAGGCGGAGGGCCGAUUCACAUACAUCAGCAAUGGCCGCAUGGUCCGCUAUUUCGGGGACAAGGGCAUGGUGCAGCCGACGCAUCGACACAAUCUGGACGACUGUCUGGAGGUGAGGUUGCGGUUGAACAACACCGUGGUUACCGACGAUAAUUGCCAAGAGAAGCAGUAUUUUAUCUGCGAGAAGUUCAGUGAACAAAAGUGCGCCGUGGCAACGAUGGAUGCAGGACAAAAGGGACAGCACAGCCACGAGCACUUGCAUCACUUCCAUCACGACCCAGCAAAAGGAGAGGACCAGGGAGGGAGCGGUCCAGAAGGUAUGGAAAGCGAUUCGCGGCCGAUUGAUAAUACGAAUUCAGCGGAGGUUGGCGAAUCGAGCUUUGAGGGGCCGGAGCUGGAACAGCAACCGGGGGCGGAGGGCACCGCAGCAACGGAGCCAGGAACUGAGACAGAGGGUCCGGCGAACGCCCAGGAGGUCCCGGAAGAGGAUCAGGUUGAUGAGGCUCCAUCUGAAGAGGAAGCUGAAGAAGACACCACUCCGUCUGAAGAUGCCCAACAUGCUAGCAGAAGUGAACCUCCAGCGGAUGAUAACACGGCAGAGGAAGGCGAAGCCUCCACACCCGCGGGUGAGGCUGACGGUGGUUCCAGCGUCCAGUCUGAAAGUGCCGAAGCCACAGUCGCCGGUGAAAGCGAAGCUGGUGCGACCGUCGAGCCUGAAGGGUCCGAGGCCGCAGCCGCCGCUGAAAAAGAGGGUGGUUCCACCGUCCAGCCUGAAGAUGCCGAAUCCACAGCGGGCGUUGAAGGUGAGAAUGUAACGAAACCGCCAGGAGAAGAGGAUGCGGCUGCAACACCCGCAGAUGCAGCCGGUGAAGGAGAGUCUGGUGCGACCGCCCAGGCUGAAGGUGCCGAAGGCGCAGCUCCCGCUGAAGGUGCCGAAGGUACAACGCCCGCUGAAGGUGCCGAAGGUACAACGCCAGCUGAAGGGGCCGAAGGUACAGCGCCCGCUGAGGGUGCCGAAGGUACAACUCCCGCUGAAGGUGCCGAAAGUGCUGCUCCCGCUGAAGGUGCCGAAGGUGCAGCUCCCGCUGAAGGUGCCGAAGGUACAACGCCCGCUGAAGGUGCCGAAAGUGCAGCUCCCGCUGAAGGUGCAGCGCCCGCUGAUGGGCCUGAAGGUGCACCGCCAGCUGACGGGGCCGAAGGAGCAUCGCCCGCUGAUGGGGCUGAAGGUGCAGCUCCCGCUGAAGGUGCAGCGCCCGCUAAUGGGCCUGAAGGUGCAACGCCAGCUGAAGGGGCCGAAGGUGCAGCGCCCGCUAAUGGGCCUGAAGGUGCAACGCCAGCUGAAGGGGCCGAAGGUGCAGCGCCCGCUAAUGGGCCUGAAGGUGCAACGCCAGCUGAAGGGGCUGAAGGGCCCAUUGAAGCCAAAGCCCCGGCGCUCGAGGGAUAAAACCGCGAACCCCUGACCACACUCUCCUUCCUCCCCCCACACUGAAGCGAAUGUCUAGUAAUCUAAGGGAUCGAUGAAUAUACAUACAUAUAUGAUUGAGUUUUCAAAGAAUAAAAUAAAACAAGCGAGAGAGAGAUUG
This is a messenger RNA of Drosophila pseudoobscura, 1942 nucleotides long. It is a transcript of the gene lectin-46Ca, whose product is annotated as lectin-46Ca. Lineage: Eukaryota; Metazoa; Arthropoda; Insecta; Diptera; Drosophilidae. The record is from RefSeq and is a predicted model, not a curated record. The coding region runs from base 46 to 1803 and encodes 585 amino acids. The transcript is spliced from 2 exons.